UGACAGUUGACGCGUUGACAAAACAUAUGAGAAAUUAGUAAACAACGGAUCGGUGGUUCAAAUAUUAAUUGUUAGUACAAAAGUUUACAAAAAUGAAUCAUACCCAAAUUUUUAUAACAAUUUUUUCAGUUUUUUUAUAUAUACAUUUAGGCGUAUCCCUAGAAUGCUAUGUUUGCGAUAAUCAAGAAGACAAUCACGGGAAAUGUAGUAGAACUAUAGCAACGUGCGAUUAUGGAGAAGACGUAUGCUUAUCAGAAAUAAGUUGGGGAAGUACCCCCUACUGGCAACAAGGUGCCUUAAAGCAAUACUAUAUAUCAAAACGAUGCUCAACUAAAGAAAAAUGUGAAAAAUUUCGAAGUAGUAAUAUGGCUACAUGUACUCACAUCUGGUAUCAAGACUGGAAAUGUUCGGAAUGCUGCAAAGGUGACAGGUGCAAUUAUUAUAUUAUUUCUGAUUCGUCAAAGAAAACGCCAUUAAAUAGUGUUAUUUUCUCGACAUUUGUAGUAUCUACAGUAAUGUUCAAAUAUUUUAACUGAAUAUUAGAUAUUUAACAGGACUUGUUUGUAAUGUAAUGUAUAAAAAAUCAUUUAACCAUAGACUUGUGUCAGCUAUAGCACUCACAUGAUUUUUUAAUUAUAUGUGAGAUUAAAAAAAUAGUUUAUGGUUGUGGUUAUAAUAACAAUUACUACAGUCAUCUAUCAAAGUCAUUGAAAGGAUUUAAAGAAAGUACACAGAUAUAUUUUUAACAAUCAAAAAUUUAUUAUUUUUUCAUAGUAAAAUGUAAUUAUGGUGAAUAUACAAAUAUUGGACAACUUUUUGUCUAUUUUCCAUAAAUUUUUACCAUAAUGUGUACAAAUGUUUGUAUGCAUAUUUUAUCUCAUUAAUAUACUGUCCUAUGUCAUGACAGUCAUGUUUUUAAAUAUUUUUGAGGGCAAGAGUACAAUUUCCUUGGCAACAGGAUUUGGCAAUGCCAUUUUGUAAAUUGACCCAAAAUAACUCAAAAAUGAAGACCCCACAGGGUUUCGUCUUUGAAAGCAUUCAGAGCUUAUGUCUUGCUUGAUGAGCUCAAAACAGCAUAUUUCUACUUUUAGUUAUUGAUGAAAUCUUCAGAUUAUUGCUAAAUAUUUUUCUUAUUUUAUAAAUGGCACUAAACAACAGUCAAUUUUUUCUAAAGAAGUUUGAACCAUUCCUGUAUAUAAUAUUUAUCACGCUGGGAAAAAAGUCAUGUAUAACUUCAACCUUUUGUUUGUUAACUUACAAGACUCGUGUUGAAUUUAAAGGGAUAAAAUUUAGACAAAGUAUUAAAACGCAUUUGUUCUAUAAAGUAAAUCUCAAACUGGGUUAUGACUUCAAGUAUUGAUAUCUGAAGCGAGAAUUCAAAAAAUUUUAUUCCUAAUUUUCGUUUUAUUUUUGCCUAAUUAAGAUAAAUUUAUUGCCACGAAAAACGUAUUCUACCCUUUUUGAUAUAUUUACAUUGUUUCAAUUUUUAUUCUUAUUAAAAUGUUAGUAAAAUUUAAACUUGAAAUUUGUAUAAUUCUCAGUAAAAAACUAGUUACAGGGGUUAUUAAAAAAGUCAAAAUACGACUAAUACAAUGUUGUAACAUCCUCUGAAACUAACUAAAAAAACUGUUGACUUACAGAAAUCAGAUUAUAAAGUUGAAUCCUGAAAUCAUUGAAAUUUCUAUCUUUUAUUGCAUUUCAGUAGAAAAAUUCUUUGAUUUUUAUGUUUCACAUUUUUUUGGAGGAUAUUUUUGAAAUUCUUCAAGUUUUCUUAAUGUACACAAGUUCAUUGUAAUAGGUAGGCAUUAUUUCAUCAAAGCCAGUCUAAAUUUCUCUAAUUUUUCUCUAUAGUCUGGUGAUGCUUUAACCUUUUUAAACCCUUUCAAAUAAUAGUUGCAGUCUUUCUCUUCAAAAUAGACGUUUACAUAUAAAUUUUAAGGUUAGGGAAGAGGAAAAAGUCGCAGGGGACUAGGUCUGGUGAUUAUGGUGGGUGGUUAAUUAAUUUAAAGUGAAAUGGACACUUAGGAUAAGCUAAGAGACUAUGUAAGUCCAAAUCGUGGGAGGGUAUGAGAUAGAAGGCGAAGAUUUCUGGCAGCUACAGUCAUCUCACAUCCCGAGUUUUCUAAAAGGAAUGAGUUUAAUAUAUUAGGGGACAAAAUAGAUUACAUACAUGUCACCCUAAACUACAUAUAUAACGAACACCACCUCAAUAUAUCAGAUUACUGUAGAAACAAAUCUCAAGUAUAUCAUGUAGAUUGUUGGAAAAAUAUAGUGUACAACACGUGCAGAAACUAGAUACAAUAUAAGGUUGUUUUAUUUGAAUCUGAGGCAUGUAUCUGCGUGUUAUGUCAUUUAAGUUAUGAAUAUAUUUUAUUAUGUUAUAAAAAACAAUUUUUAUAUGGUUUUGAAAUUAUGUUAAAAAAUAUUUACCCGAAUCUCAAUAAUUGCUCCGUCCAUUUUUAGUAUUAUUUACAAAAAAUUUUUAUAUUUUAAGAUGAAGCAUGGCACAUAAUUUUUAUAUUUUUACAAGUUUACAUUGUUAACUUUGUAUACACUUUUUAAUAAAGAAAAUAUAUUUAAA
This is a messenger RNA of Diorhabda carinulata, 2581 nucleotides long. RefSeq lists its product as uncharacterized. The record is from RefSeq and is a predicted model, not a curated record. Lineage: Eukaryota; Metazoa; Arthropoda; Insecta; Coleoptera; Chrysomelidae. The transcript has 4 exons. Bases 93 to 536 code for a protein of 147 amino acids.